Molecule: messenger RNA, 816 nt
Organism: Chaetomium strumarium
Lineage: Eukaryota; Fungi; Ascomycota; Sordariomycetes; Sordariales; Chaetomiaceae
Exons: 1
Coding region: 107-544 (145 amino acids)
Source: RefSeq, a predicted model, not a curated record
GCUCGUGAUACGCAAGACUGGCCCAGUUGGGUCGCUCCACGUGUUUCUUGGGCACCUCCCGCACCGAUCUUGAUCCCGCGAGCGUCUGAGACGAUCGUCUGGCGUGAUGUUGCUUACCGCUUCUUUGUGUUUGGCCCAACUGCAGCCGGCAAGGGGGCUAGGAUCGGGCCUUACAUCGAUCAUGAUCAUGAUCUGCCGAGCGUGCAAGGAGGGGUGGGUGUCAUCAUGGGGAAAGGCUCUCGGUUGGAGCUGCUUCUGGUUUGCUGCAUCUGCAGAAGAAAGGCCGGGUCUUCCUGCGGGGUAUCUUAAGGAUCACCAACACGCAGCUGGCGCCGUGGGUUUGCACACCCCCGGCCGAGCGCAGGGAAGGCAUUACAGGACAGGCAUCUUCACCGGUCGACGAGGUAGAAGGACGACUCCCACUCAUCCAAGGAUGUCGAUAUGUCGGCCGUGCGAUGUCUCGUCCGACGUGCCGUCCUGUGCCCCGGCCGAGACCGGUCAGAUCUAUCCGGUGCGAGAUUCGGUGCCCGUUGCGAGUGUAUAAACACUGCAACAGACCGGUUGCGCAGAUCGAGACAUCAUAUGCCAUCGCCCGAAUUGGACCCUUGUGCUACAGCCGAAGCUGGGUACAUCCUGGCGAGAGUGGUGGAAGAGCAGAUGCUUCUACCGUAGCCACCCCGGGAAUCUGGUCCGGUGUUCGUUUCGUGUGCCGACGCUCAUUUCGGCCUUCCGAUGGCCACAAGCUGGGAAAACUUUAGCGCUGACUUGACGAGCUUGUGGAGUUGAUCACAUGGCAAGUCGAGAUGGCAAAGCCCU